Messenger RNA from Pseudoliparis swirei, 2004 nucleotides. It is a transcript of the gene slc6a11a, whose product is annotated as solute carrier family 6 member 11a. The record is from RefSeq and is a predicted model, not a curated record. Gene Ontology annotation, cellular component: membrane. Bases 151 to 1974 code for a protein of 607 amino acids. Gene Ontology annotation, biological process: sodium ion transmembrane transport. The transcript has 16 exons. NCBI's taxonomy places the organism in Eukaryota, Metazoa, Chordata, Actinopteri, Perciformes, Liparidae.
CUCAGUGGAAAAAUACUGCAGGGAAGUGGUAUAUCUUUAAACUUUGUCAGAGCAAAACCCUUUUGGAAGUUGGACGAGAUCCUGCAGUGCACCAAGCUGAGAGGAAUACUGUUGUCACUAUACGCAACUCUUGGGGGUGGGUGCUUUGUGAUGGAGGGACCAGUCCUUCAAGGAAACAGCACUGAGAUGCCCGGUCCAGAUAGGAAUCUGGUGAAGAAGGCACCACUGUUGGAUCGAGGCCAGUGGGGGAACAAGUUGGAAUUUCUGUUGGCUGUAGCAGGAACUCUAGUUGGGCUAGGAAACCUGUGGAGGUUCCCCUAUUUGUGCUACAAAAAUGGGGGAGGUGCAUUUCUGGUUCCUUACUUCUUGUUUCUGCUCUCUUGUGGCAUUCCGAUGUUCCUCUUGGAGACGGCCAUGGGACAGUUCACAUCUCAAGGAUGUAUUACCUGCUGGAGGCACUUCUGCCCCUUGUUUGAAGGUAUUGGCUAUGCUACCCAGGUUGUGAUUGCGUAUGCUGCCGUGUCAUACAUUGUCAUCCAGGCGUGGGCCUUCUUUUACCUCUUCUCGUCCUUCAGCGCUGAGAUCCCAUGGGCCAGCUGCAGAAACACCUGGAACACAGAGUUUUGUGUUGAAUUUGAUAAAACAAAUGCGUCAUCAAAUUGGACAGCAAACGCAACAACGCCUGCAACAGAAUUCUGGGAGAGACGAGUGUUGGGCAUAUCUAAUGGGAUUGAUGAGAUUGGUAGCCUGAGGUGGGAGUUGGCCUUGUGUCUCUUACUGGCGUGGAUCCUUUGCUACUUCUGUGUUUGGAAAGGAGUGAAAUCCACUGGAAAGGUGGUUUACUUUACUGCCACUUUCCCUUAUGUGAUGCUGGUAGUUCUGUUGGUUCGUGGACUCACUUUACCAGGAGCUAUGGACGGCAUCGCUUUCUAUCUGUAUCCCGAUCCAAAAAGAUUGGUGGACCCUCAAGUUUGGAUGGAUGCAGGUGCACAAGUUCUUUUCUCGUUUGGGAUUUGUCAGGGGAGUUUGACGGUUUUGGGCAGUUACAAUCAAUACAAUAAUGAUUGCUACAAAGACACGUUUAUUCUAUGUUUGGUGAAUGGCGGGUCAAGCUUUGUGGCAGGAUUUGCCAUCUUUUCAGUUUUGGGCUUUAUGUCCUACGAACAAGGACUGCCAAUAUCUGAAGUGGCUGCUUCUGGACCUGGCUUGGCAUUUAUUGCCUAUCCACGAGCGGUAGCCAUGAUGCCUUUUCCUCAGUUAUGGGCUAUAUGUUUCUUCAUCAUGGUCAUCUUGUUGGGUGCAGAUACACAGUUUGUGAGUCUGGAGUGUCUGAUGACCUCUGUGACGGACAUGUUCCCCGCCGUGUUUCGAAGAGCUUAUCGCCGAGAGUUGCUGCUGCUGUGCCUCUGCUCCGUGUUCUUCUUCCUCGGCCUCCUUCUCGUCACAGAGGGAGGCUUAUAUUUCCUUCAACUUUUUGACCAUUACGUUUGUAGUGGCAACAAUCUUUUCCUUCUUUCAGUGUGUCAGUCGAUAGCAAUCGGAUGGAUAUAUGGUGCAGAUCGUCUCUUUGACAAUAUUGAAGACAUGGUAGGUUACCGUCCAUGCUCCAUAAUGAAGUACUUCUGGCUUUACAUUACCCCCACUGUUUGUCUGGGUACCUUCAUCAUUUCGUUGGUGAGAUACAAGCCUCUCAAGUUCAACAAAACCUACGUCUAUCCCACCUGGGCUUACGCUUUGGGCUGGUGCCUCGGACUGUUCUGUGUUCUCUUGGUUCCUCUGUGGAUGAUCUUUAAACUUACGCAGAUGAAAGGGACUAUAGGGGAGAAGCUCAGGCAGCUUUGUCGCCCUGAAAUCAAGACUCCCUGCACAGCGAAGCAAGCUGAGCAAUGCCCCUUGAACCCAGACAUCACUCUCACUCCUGCUAACAACGAAUACAAAGCAAGUGGUGGAGCUGAGAUGGAGAUGCAAAUGUGAGAAACUGAACAUUAAAAAAAAAAAAUCAAA